Rotaria socialis is the source of this 663-nucleotide messenger RNA. NCBI's taxonomy places the organism in Eukaryota, Metazoa, Rotifera, Eurotatoria, Philodinida, Philodinidae. The record is from the annotation of a GenBank genome assembly.
AUGCCAAUUGAUGAAUAUCGAAAUCAUGAUGAAAUCUAUAGAAGUAUACUGAAUUUACCAGCAUUGACAUACUGCAAAAUGAAUCUAAAAAGAAGAUAUGACUAUUCUGGUAAUCCUACUGUGCGCAUGCUACAUGUUACGAGUCCUCUCGAAGAAAUUGUUAUUCUGCAGGCCCUUGAUUAUGAUGAUAUCAUUGGUUUAUUGGCAUGUGCUCCUCAUCUCAAACGAUUAGACUUCAAUUUCUCCAAAUGUCGGGAUAAUCUCCCUGCAAUAGAUUCUACUAUCGCUUCCUUGCGUCUAACACACUUAACUGUUGAUAUGGGUUUGACACCAUUCGAUCAUUUUGAAAGAAUCACCACAAAUCUACUUUCUCACCUACAGGUUUUACAUAUAUCUGUAAAACAAAAUAAGAAGUAUUUAGAUGCGAAUAGAUGGGAACAAUUAAUCUCAUCGUCAAUGCCCCAUUUACGUAUAUUUGAUCUUAAUUACUCCUAUCAUAUAUACGGGAUAUAUACUGAAUGGAAUCUAGCGGAUUGUAAUGAAACACUGAGAAAAUUCAGUUCGCUGUUUUGGGCUCAACACAAAUGGUAUUUUGAGUAUCAACUCGCUGUGAAAGACUAUGAAGGUGAAAUGUGGUUUUUUUCGGUCAAUCCCUACAGGUAA